GACAAGAUGGCGGCGCCCAGCAGUUGGUGAGGGACGAGGAAGUCUAACUGACCCCGGCAAGUGGUCGGCAGCUUUUCGCGUUAUGAAUGUCGGCCCCCACACACGUUCCUCACUAGCCUUGACAGGCCAGGUAGGAGCAUGUAUCUGUCACCUAAAAAGAAGAAACAUGCAGCAGACACCUCAUAGACUUACGCAUCUUUUAAAGAAUGUUAAUAAACGGUGGAUUACAUUUCAGCACCUUAAUUUCCUCAAGCACAUGUAUGUAAUGCAGUUGAACAGAAACCUCAACCAGCAAAUAAAACCCAAACCGGAGCCAAGGACACCUCUGUUCCUUGAGAAAACAUCUUCAAGUCAAGCCAAAACAGUUGUUCAUGAGAUCAGAUCAAUUUCACUUCCCAACCUACCUUUGUCUGAAAUUUCAAAUCAGAAGGAGUUGAAGAAAUUAGAAACUACAUCAAUAGUUGAAAGCCUAGGAGGAAUGGGGAGAGAGUCCAAAGAUGAAAAGCAGUGGAAAGAGAUGAAACUACAGUUGGAUGACUUACCAGGAAUUUUGGCCCGGCUAUCCAAAAUCAAACUUACAGCAUUAGUUGUAAGUACAGCUUCAGCUGGAUUUGUGUUGGCUCCAGUACCUUUUGACUUAAACUGUUUCCUGCUUGCCUCUGUUGGAACAGGCCUUGCAUCUUGUGCGGCUAACUCCAUUAAUCAGUUCUUUGAGGUUCCAUUUGAUUCAAAUAUGAGCAGAACAAAGAACAGACCUCUGGUUCGAGGACAGAUCAGUCCUCUGCUAGCUGUUUCUUUUGCUACAUGCUGUGCUAUUCCAGGAAUUGCACUCCUGACAUGGGGGGUAAAUCCACUCACAGGAGUUCUGGGUGCUUUCAACAUUUUCCUGUACACCUGCUGUUAUACACCUAUGAAAAGAAUUAGUAUUGCCAACACGUGGGUGGGAGCCCUUGUUGGAGCCAUCCCACCAGUCAUGGGCUGGACUGCAGCUACUGGUAGCCUUGAUGCUGGAGCAUUACUACUGGGUGGAAUCCUCUAUUCCUGGCAAUUUCCUCACUUCAAUGCUCUAAGUUGGAACCUUCGAGAAGAUUAUUCCCGGGGAGGCUACUGUAUGAUGUCUGUCACUCAUCCUGCCAUGUGCAAGCGAGUGGCCUUCCGCCAUUGCCUGGCUUUAAUUGGACUGUCAGUGAUGGCUCCCAUGUUGAAAGUCACCACAUGGACCUUUCCCAUCAUCUCUUUCCCAAUCAACUUGUAUAUUUCCUACCUUGGUUUUCGGUUCUACAAGGAUUCAGACCGCAUCAGCUCUAGGAAACUGUUUUUCUGUAGCCUCUGGCAUUUACCAUUACUCUUGCUCCUUAUGCUCACUUGUAAGCAAUCAUUUGUUGGGGAAAAUGGAAACUUCAAAGCUGAAAUCAAAUAACUUUUCUAGAAAACUAAAACUAUGGAGUAACAAUGCAUUUUUUAUAUCGGUCAAUAUUGAGUCAUUGAAAGCAUAGUACAGGGGCAGCUAGGUGGCACAGUGGAUAGAGCACCAGCCUUGGAUUCAGGAGGACCUGAGUUCAAAUUCGGCCUCAGGCACUUAACACUUACUAGCUGUGUGACCCUGGGCAAGUCACUUAACCCCAAUUGCCUCACCAAAAAAAAAGAAAGUGUAGUACAGGGAUUAACUGUUUUUAGUGAGUUGAUAUUCUAAAAUAAUCUUCCAUGCUUAUAAAUAAUGCUAUAGUAAUGAAUACAUGUGUAUGUGUAUAUUUGUUUAUAUAUACAUAUAUCCUGAAAUAUAGGCAACUGAUAUACGCAUGGCAUAUGCACAUAUAUUUGUGUAGAUAUUGAUCAAAAAAUUCUCUCUGGGGAAAUUGGUCAGCUUGAAGAAUUAGUAUUUUCAAAGAAUGUCUUUCUUUUACCCAGUGUAACAGGCUACCUUUGGUAAUAAUAAGAGAUGGCAUAUCUCUCUUUCCCCAUCCCUUUUACAUUUCCUUCUCUAAAAGAAUAUGUAUGUAGGUUUUUCCUUUCCCCUUCCAGCCCAUUUUGUCCCCCCCCCCCUUUUUUUUAAACUAACAAUACCAACCUGGCUGAUGAAUGGCGAACACUAGUAAUCUAAUACUGCUAGUUCUGUUUCUCAGGCUUCAAAUGCCUAACAGAUUUCAAUAACUUUGCCCUGUGGCAGAGCAGAAGAUAUUCAGUCCCAUUAUUGUCCUAUGAACAAACCAAAGGCAUUAUUCUUUGUUCCCUAUUUGAUAAAAACCAUCUCCCUUCAAACAAUAAUGGGGGGGGGAUGGAUGGGUUGAUCUACAACAUACAGAGCUAAUCCCGUUUUACUUGGCCAUUUCACAUAGAACUGCCUCACUUCUUCCCACAGCCCCACAAAAUGCACAUUAGCAUUUCAGAAAUUCUGCUGAAGACAAAGGCAUAAGAUAGUAACUUUGAAAAUGCAGUUAUUUUCCAGGGCAAUUCUUGAGUGAGAUCUUGCUGUGGACCUUCAGUGUAAGAAAUCCCUCAUCCUUUGAUCUUAUCCAAGUAAAGUUUUCCUUAUUGUAUCAGUCCUACUCUGUGGAAAAGGUUCUUUCACAUUAUUGUAAAAAUAUUUGGUUAUUGGAAAGAAGUUCCCAUUCUUGUUCCCAAGUUUAUACACACCUACAUGCACAUACAUGCACUUCUGUGAGUUAGUACAUUGUUGUCCUGCUGAGACUAAGUAUUUAUCAGUUGCUUUUAUUUCAUUAUGGCUUUUUAAGACACUACUUCAGAUCUGCUAUGGAGUCCCAUCUGCCAUAAGCUAUAGAAAUUUGGAGUCCAGCAUGGUGGUGCAUGCCUGUAAUCCCUGCCAUUGGGGGAGGCUGAAGCUCGUAGAUCCUUUGAGUUCAGAAGUUCUGAACUACAGUAGGAUUGAUCAAUACCAAUCUUGUGAGCCCCUUGUAGGGGGAAGACCAUUACACUGCCCAAGGAUCGGGAAGCAGGACACAACCCCAAAAUAAUAACAAAAACAGCCAGUUAAAGCUUCUAUGCCAAUCAGUAUCAGGAUCAGACCUGUACGUGUUUACUACAUUUCUAGCCUGGAUGACAUAGUGAGACCCAUUCUCCAAAAAAUAAAAAAUAAAUGGUAAGAUUUUUUAAUUAUUUAGUCUUUAGUGUCAUUGUCACUCAAAGGAAUAUAUUUUGGAGCCUUAAGUAAGUAACAUUUAGACAAUCAUUGUAAAUAUGCCAGUUUUCUCAGAAUUUUCUGAAGUGGUUGCAGAUAAUAUCUGAACCCUGUUAAUAUUUAUUUGAAAUGUUACCUCUCAGCUAUACUUGGGCCAUUUACAAGGAAAAACAUGAACAUAGGAAUUUCUGGAAAGGAAAUCUACAACUUGUUGCAGCUUUCAAAUAUGUUAAAAAAAAAAACCCAAACCUGAUUUUAUUUCUCUUCUGCAGUAAAAUACUAAAUCAGAAUUGUGGUAUAUGUAAUGUAAAAUUAAGUAAAAUAUUUUAUAAUGUGUUUGUACAAUUCCUGGUAAAAUUGGUAACAAUUGAUCCCAUCCUUCAUGAACUAGGAGACAAUUAAAGUAUACUUGUUUUUUUCAAACUAGUCAAAAUGAGUUGGUUGGAUUUUUUAAUAACUGUGCAGAAAAGAAAAUAUGCAAGCAUUGCCUGCUUACUUAAAACUCCUUUUUUUUUUAAUUUAAAACUCCUUUUUUUUUUAACUUAAAACUCCUUUAAUCAAUCCUGCAAAUUUAUGCUAACUUAAUCUUCUUAACGUACUUCUUUAAUUUUGUCACUCACCACUUCCCUCUGAAGUCUUCAGCAACUCCCCAUUGCCUGCCAGGCUUCUUAAGGCCCACCACAGUAUGACUUCAUGCUUCCUUUUCAGCUUUUUCCCACAUCCCUAGCCUCUGUGCAUACCACACCAUAGCCAAACUGGAGUAUUCUUUGUUGCCCAAAACAAUCCUACUUUUUUCUACCCUUCUACCUUUGUUUGUAUCAUUUCCUCUACCUAGAUUGUACUUCCCUCCAACUCUGCCUCAAAUUCUUAAUGAUCUUUCAAGACUCUAGUUAAACCCUGCUUUCUUCAUAGUUUCCUCUCUAAUUGCUCCAACUGGAAAUUAAUUAUCUGUACUUCCUAUUAACUCCAGUAGUUUUUGGUGCCAUUUUUAUAUCCCUUAUAUGCAUUAUAUACAUUGUCACCAUCUUAUCUCCCUUCCUAGACAAUACAUUUUUCAGGGGGAGGAACCCUAUGUGUCUAGCACAGUACCUUUUAAAUGGUAGACAUUCAGUAAAUAUAUGUUGAAAGAAUUAGAAAUUGUUAAAUGUAACUUCCCUUAUCAGAAGGAAAAGAUGUGGGUGGUACCUGAUCCCUAUAUUCUUCUUACCUGAUUUCUAAUACUGGGCCUAAGCCUUCAGGGAAAACUAAAAAUUUAGAUAAUUUUGACUACUUUACCUUAGAUGCAUUCAAUGUGACAAAGCAAUGCUUUUGUUGUUAUUCAGUUGUCUCAGUUAUAGCCAACUCUUCAUGAUCCCAUUUGGGUUGUCUUGGCAAAGAUACUGGAGUGGCUUCCCAUUUCCUUCUCCAUUUCA
This is a messenger RNA of Dromiciops gliroides (monito del monte), 4548 nucleotides long. RefSeq names its product protoheme IX farnesyltransferase, mitochondrial. Lineage: Eukaryota; Metazoa; Chordata; Mammalia; Microbiotheria; Microbiotheriidae. Gene Ontology annotation, cellular component: mitochondrial membrane; mitochondrion. The record is from RefSeq and is a predicted model, not a curated record. Bases 83 to 1420 code for a protein of 445 amino acids. Gene Ontology annotation, biological process: heme biosynthetic process. Gene Ontology annotation, molecular function: protoheme IX farnesyltransferase activity. The transcript is spliced from 7 exons.